Ochotona curzoniae (black-lipped pika) is the source of this 669-nucleotide messenger RNA. RefSeq names its product N-alpha-acetyltransferase 11, NatA catalytic subunit (gene NAA11). Gene Ontology annotation, biological process: N-terminal peptidyl-glutamic acid acetylation. NCBI's taxonomy places the organism in Eukaryota, Metazoa, Chordata, Mammalia, Lagomorpha, Ochotonidae. The record is from RefSeq and is a predicted model, not a curated record. Gene Ontology annotation, cellular component: NatA complex. The transcript has a single exon. Gene Ontology annotation, molecular function: protein N-terminal-serine acetyltransferase activity; protein-N-terminal-glutamate acetyltransferase activity. The coding region runs from base 13 to 669 and encodes 218 amino acids.
ACAGCCGCCGCCAUGAACAUCCGCAAUGCCCGACCCGACGACCUGAUGAACAUGCAGCACUGCAACCUGUUGUGCCUGCCUGAGAACUACCAGAUGAAGUACUACCUCUACCACGGCCUGUCCUGGCCCCAGCUCUCCUACAUCGCCGAGGACGAGGACGGCAAGAUCGUGGGCUACGUGCUGGCCAAGAUGGAGGAGGACCCGGAUGACGUGCCGCACGGGCACAUCACCUCGCUGGCCGUCAAGCGCUCGCACCGGCGCCUCGGCCUGGCGCAGAAGCUCAUGAACCAGGCCUCCCGGGCCAUGGUCGAGAGCUUCGGGGCCAGGUACGUGUCCCUGCACGUCAGGAAGAGCAACCGCGCCGCCCUGCACCUCUACGCCGACACCCUGGGCUUCCAGGUCAGCGAGGUGGAGCCCAAGUACUACGCCGAUGGGGAAGACGCCUACGCCAUGAAGCGGGACCUUUCACACAUGGCCCACGGACUGAAAUCGCGGCAUCCCGAGCCCAGCGAGCAGGGCGGGUGUUGGGGGAUGAGCUCCCCGUCGUGUCCUAGCUCCCAGGAGGCCUGCCUGCCGGUGAGCAUGGCCGUGGCGGCUGCUGCUGCGGAUGCCAGUGGCAGCCAGGAGCCCAGCCACAACAGUGCAGAAGACUCUGGGUUCACCUCCUAG